Rhizopus microsporus ATCC 52813 is the source of this 789-nucleotide messenger RNA. RefSeq names its product uracil-DNA glycosylase. Gene Ontology annotation, biological process: base-excision repair; base-excision repair, AP site formation via deaminated base removal. The transcript has 6 exons. The record is from RefSeq and is a predicted model, not a curated record. Gene Ontology annotation, molecular function: uracil DNA N-glycosylase activity. Bases 1 to 789 code for a protein of 262 amino acids. NCBI's taxonomy places the organism in Eukaryota, Fungi, Mucoromycota, Mucoromycetes, Mucorales, Rhizopodaceae. Gene Ontology annotation, cellular component: mitochondrion; nucleus.
AUGUUUAAGCCGAUUCCUACCACCAACAAAGAAACUGACAAACAAGAAGAUAAAGAUCCCAAAGAGUUCUUUAAGGAUGUCGAUAAAGAAACUUUGGAGCUGUUAGAUUUAGAAAUCAGAACCAUGAAUAAAGAAUGGCUUAAAGUGCUUGCUCCUGAAAUGGUAAAACCAUACUUUUUAAAGUUGAAACGAUACUUGAAGGAUCAAAUAGCAGCCAAAAAGACCAUUUUUCCUCCCUUGGAUCAAGUUUAUAGUUGGUCCAAUUACACGCCUCCUUCUCAAGUCAAAGUGGUCAUCUUGGGACAGGACCCCUAUCAUAACUUUAAUCAAGCUCAUGGUCUGUGCUUCUCUGUCAUUAAGGGUGUCAAGGUGCCCCCUUCUUUAGUUAACAUGUAUAAGGCACUUCAAACAGAUUAUCCUGAUUUUGUAGUGCCAAGUCAUGGAUAUUUGGAGAAUUGGGCAAAGCAGGGUGUAUUGUUAUUGAAUACAUCAUUGACGGUAGAAGCACAUAAAGCAGGCAGCCAUGCAAAUCAAGGAUGGGAACAUUUCACAGAUGCUGUCAUACAGUAUUUGAAUACAAAGAAAUCGCACAUCGUCUUUAUGCUAUGGGGUAGUCAUGCUCAAAAGAAAGGAUCAAAGAUAGACAAGUCUAAACACUUGAUCCUGAAGAGUGUUCAUCCAUCUCCACUUUCUGCUCAUAAAGGCUUCCUUCAGUGUGGACACUUUAAGAAGGCGAAUGAAUACUUGAAUGAACACGCGAGAGAAACGAUCAAUUGGAACAGUCUUUAA